AUGAUACUCUCUAUCAUCCGCACCUGGGUCUGUGAUGUCGUUUGGCCUUCCGCAACUCAGCAGUCGGACGAGUCCAAGAAUAUUGCAGGAUCACAGCUCGAUAAUCCCCACCCCCUUCGAACGAAUAAAACGGGACUUGGAUCAUCUCUCAAUGCUCAACCUCCUCGAACGGAUGAACAGUAUCACAAUGUUGAACCUCGAAUGGACAAAAUAGGGCCCGCGAAUAUGCCUGGACAAUCUCUUACUGAAAAUUCUCCAUUUCCCCAUGAUCCUUAUCUUGGUCUCCCAGUAAUUGGAAAUGGUAUGACUGGGAUUGUUCUUAAGAUGGGGGAAGACCGUGCUGUUAAGAAAGCUAAGCAAUAUCAGCCUGGAUACCUCCAAGAUCGCGAGGAUGUGGAAUACAUGAACGAAAUAAAUCGACAAAUUCUGGAGAAUGAGAUCCAAGUCUUUGAACGUCUGGGCAGCUAUAAAGGGAUUAUUCCUUACUUUCAAACAUCCCAGUACGGGAUUGAGCUAGCUCUUGCACAAGGAAAUCUUGAGUGCUAUCUAGAAACCUAUCCAGAGCGCGAGGAUUCCUUGAAAAUCAGCUGGAUGUCAGGUCUUAUUGAGACUUUUGCCCAUGUCCACUCUCGCAAGGUAUUUGUGGAUGAUAUUGCUCUCCGCAAUAUCUUAAUCCUGGAUGGGCAGCUUAAACUUGCAGAUUUCGGACAAUCCAUUUUAUUACCACUUGACAUCGACAUUGCUUCUGCAAAUGAGAACGACUUGAAUGUUCAGAUUGAGACACUUCAUCUUGGUUGGGUUCUCUACUCUAUUGCAUCCUGGCAUGUUCAUAAAUACUAUUUCUUCAGCCCCGAGAACCCUGACCUCUGUUGGCCUGAACCAGGCUCAUUCCCAAAUGUUGAUGAUGUUCUAUGGGGGAGAAUAAUCAAGAAGUGUUGGCAUGGCAAAUAUGGGAGUAUGGAUAAUGUGAAAGAUGAGGCUCACCAAUUGCUCACUAGCCAGCAUGAGGGGUGUGAUCCUGGUGACGAUUCUCUUGCCUAA
Molecule: messenger RNA, 1041 nt
Organism: Aspergillus affinis
Lineage: Eukaryota; Fungi; Ascomycota; Eurotiomycetes; Eurotiales; Aspergillaceae
Exons: 2
Coding region: 1-1041 (346 amino acids)
Biological process (GO): protein phosphorylation
Molecular function (GO): ATP binding; protein kinase activity
Source: RefSeq, a predicted model, not a curated record